Messenger RNA from Puccinia graminis f. sp. tritici CRL 75-36-700-3, 1272 nucleotides. RefSeq lists its product as hypothetical. The transcript has 5 exons. Gene Ontology annotation, molecular function: RNA-DNA hybrid ribonuclease activity; RNA binding. Gene Ontology annotation, biological process: DNA replication, removal of RNA primer; mismatch repair. The record is from RefSeq and is a predicted model, not a curated record. Gene Ontology annotation, cellular component: ribonuclease H2 complex. NCBI's taxonomy places the organism in Eukaryota, Fungi, Basidiomycota, Pucciniomycetes, Pucciniales, Pucciniaceae. The annotation marks the transcript as partial.
GAUGCCGCCGCGUUCCCAACCACUGACGCUCGACUACAUAGACUGCUCCAUUAUGGCCGAAAAGGAGACACCACCUGUAGUGACUGGAACUCGCCCUCCACCAUCUGUCACAAUCGCCGAGCCACUUCUCUCCUCAUACCUCUAUUCCACCAGCGAUCGCAAGGAUAUCACCGAGGAGGAAGAACAACUGAAGCGCGAUAACUGGAUUAUGGGGAUCGAUGAAGCUGGCAGGGGGCCAGUGCUAGGCCCGAUGGUAUAUGGCGCUGCGUUUUGCACCCAGGCAUUUGCAGAAGACAAAUUACUCGACUUGGGCUUUGCCGAUUCGAAGACUUUGACCCAUAGACGGAGGGAGGAACUGCUGGAGAUGAUCGUACAUCCCCCCGCGGACCAACCCCUCAAUGAACGAGUUGAAUGGAAUGUCAAGGUCUUAACACCAGCUGAUAUCAGUCAAGGAAUGAACCGACGAUCACCAUACAAUCUUAACGCCCAAGCAUUCGAUGCGACUUGUGAAAUCAUCCAGCAUGCUCUGGACCUUCAAUACAAUCUCCAACAUAUCUAUGUUGAUACCCUUGGUCCCCCCAAAACUCAUCAGAUGAAACUUGAACAAUCCUUUCCCGGAAUCAAAUUCACGGUUUGCUCGAAGGCCGAUUCAAUCUACCCAAUAGUGGGAGCGGCCAGUGUUGUGGCUAAGGUGACCCGAGACGCCAUCGUUUCACAUUGGAUCCACCCUGAAUCAACUCAUCCUCAAAAAAGGAAGUCUAGUCAAGAGGAUGAGGAUGCUACCACCUCCUUGGGAUCUGGUUAUCCUUCUGAUUCAGCUGGGGUACAGUCAAAACGCUCUUGGCCGAUCGAGGGCCUGCAUUCAGUUGGAAUGACGAGCCAAGUAUCCAAAAAUGGCUUAAACCGGUUUCGCAAUGUCAAGCAGAGACUGCCCCUGUUGGGUUCUGUCAAGAUCUGGGCUUGAGAUCGGUAGACUCUCUUUGAGUCGUGGUGGUCACUCACCUCUUUUCCCGUUGGGCGGCUCGCAUGUGGAAAAUGCUGAAUAUGUACUUCUAUAAGUUCUUUUUUCAUUCCAUGCACAAAACCUUAUUUAUUUUGCUCUCGUGGCCUUGUAUCCUCCCACUCGUUUCGCAAAUUUCACAUGCGUCAACUGUUUUUUUUUUUUCUUCGGGGCUCAGACGAGCAUUUCCAACGUUUAUUGCUUGUGGGUCCAACACUGACAUAGUAAGAAAUGAAGUAAUGUCAAGUUAAUGAGCACUUGACCAAUACUCA